Jaminaea rosea is the source of this 1641-nucleotide messenger RNA. RefSeq lists its product as hypothetical. The coding region runs from base 146 to 1579 and encodes 477 amino acids. Gene Ontology annotation, biological process: mitotic sister chromatid cohesion; maintenance of mitotic sister chromatid cohesion. Gene Ontology annotation, cellular component: nucleus; Ctf18 RFC-like complex; chromosome, centromeric region. The record is from RefSeq and is a predicted model, not a curated record. The transcript is spliced from 3 exons. NCBI's taxonomy places the organism in Eukaryota, Fungi, Basidiomycota, Exobasidiomycetes, Microstromatales.
GAAAUGAGGCGACGCGUGCCAGACGGACGGACGGACAGACGGAGAGGGCGUACAGGGAGAGGGACUUGUGUCCAACACUGGACUUUCUUUGCCUCAUCCUCAACCCCCUUUUCCCGCUCUCUAGCCGCUAGCUCUCGUCGCAGCAAUGAGCUCGCAGGCAGGACCAUCGUCCAUUCCUCUCUGCACCCUUCCUCGUCCAAGUAAGAGGAGGCGAUCAGACGCGCAUGCGGACAACGUCUUUGAGGCCGAAGACGCAGGCUCAGCACCUUCGUACCGCUUGCUCGAGUUGCCAGACGAGAUUGCAAAGAUGAUCGAGGACGCACAGGAUCCGAGUGAGGAGGCAGAGGGGGCCAGUGGUGCUACAGAGGGCUCGGGAUCACAAGGGAAAAGGUCGAGGGGUCGCGACGAGGGUACGGAUCACGUCUCGCACCUCGUAAUCAACGGACGACACAGCGACGAAGCCGUCCUCUGCACCUCUUCUCGCACAUACGCCCUGCGUCAAGUGACUCAAUCCAACUCACUCCUUCUAUGCUCUCUCGACUCGUCAUCGUCGCCCUCGAGCAAGCUGACACUUCGUAGCAACGUCACCGACGUCUUGGAGCUCCAGCCUGUCGUCCCACGGCUAGAGAGGAUUGCCGAGCUACUGUCAAGCAGCGCUUAUGCUGGUGAAUCGGAAGAGAAGAACGGGAGGAGACUAUACAGCGCUAGGGAGGUGAGGAGCGUUGUGCAGGCGAGUGACGACGAAUUCAAGAGAGGAUUGGAUGAACGCUGUGUCGUUGAAUUGGAUGGCAGGCUACGUCUUCUCUCGCCUCCCUACCUCCUCAACCUCCUCGACUCGCUCCUCCUCGUGUGCAGCUCGAAUGCAUACCUGCCACACGCAGUCCCACUCAAGCCUACCGUCGACUCCUUGAUGGCAGACUACGCUGACGGAGCAAGGCAAGAAAUCUUCGAGGCGAUGCUCACAAGAUGGUUUGGGAGCGACGUGACCACCGAGGAACCAGGAGAGACCAAAGUGGCACUCGAUGGUCACAAAGUAUCUCGCUUCAUCGGCCUCGAGCUGCUCAAGCAGAAACAGACCAAACAGAAGAAGCCAGCCCUCGGGAGAAGCGAGAGUAGCAGCGAUGCCAUCAGUCGGCUACCGCUCCUCGAUGACUUCAUCAAGGAGUGGACAACGAGGUUGGGAGACGUAUUCGCAACCUCAAGCGACGACAAUGAUCAAGCAAACCUAGUCAAUCUCGACCUGCUUCGAGGGCAGUACCUCCUACACGCCGAUCCACUGAGCAGCACGGCGAGCGCCGCUGCUGGCCGUAGCAACUCCUCUUCGUCGACCCUGAAAAGUCGCAUUCCCAAGCAGCGCAUUGCAUUCUUCCCCAGCUCAUCUCUGCCAUUAGACCCAGCAGCACGCUUCCAAGCCCUCUUCGCUGCCCGGGCGCAAUGGAAGCUGGAGGACCUCUUGCCAUUCGUGGAGGACGUGGCGAGCGAGAAGAAGAGACGCGAGGCGUUGCUCUUGAGGUUCGCGAGAGCCAAGAAGGAUGAAAAGGAUGGGGUCAUGUAUUAUAGUGCUAGGGUGAGAUAUUGAGGCGGAGAACGAGAUGUAAAAGGUUGGCUGCAUUUGAUGGAGAGCACAGAAGAGGAGAUGAA